AAUGUCUCUCAAUUAUGGCUUGCAGAGAGUAAACAUAAAACCACGCGUUGCAUCUUUCCAACACACGCACGCACACACACAGAGAGCGUGCCAGACAACAUAAUUUCGUUGGCAUAACUGAAAAACACCGGUUGAGGCAUUCAAUCGAAUACCAUUACAUGGAAAUAUGAAACACAGGCACACACACGUGCAUGACAUGAGAGCAGCAUUGCCAUGAAUGAGUGAGUAUGCGAGGCAGUGAGUGACUGAGUGAAUAAAGAGCGCGCAAUACUCUGGACAUCAUCACCUACCUAAACAAGUGGAAACUCUGAUUGAAGAACAGACUAAAGAACAGGAAAAAAAUACCAGUAGCAGCAACUGAACUACAUCAACAGCAUUCAGUAAUGGCGAGGUCCAAUGGACCAUUUCCUGACAGCUGCAUAAACAGUUUCAGCAUGACUGUCGCGAGGAUAACAAGUGGCGCGGAUAACUAAAAAAAAAAUAAAUAAAUUGAAACCGUGAGUGUGUGUGUGGAAAAAUAUGAAAUAAAAACACCAAACAAGAAAAAAAAAAUGAAAACAAAGGCAUAACAAUAAAAAAAAGAAAUAACAACAAAAUAAGAGAUUAAAACAGCAACAACUACAACUAUUGGCAACCAAACAAGCAAGAGGAAAUAACGCUUAACACCUACAUGGCUUGCAUUUGCGAGUAGCAUGUGAAAAAAAAAGGUAUAGUUAAGGAUGUGUGUGUGAGUGAGGGUGUAGAUGUGUGCCUGAGAGCAUACAAGUGUGGAAAAUAUAGUAGUUAAGCACACAUGAGUUUUCAUACAUACAUAUUUGAAUGUGUAUGUAUGUAUGUGGUUAUGUGUAAUUUGCGAAGUAAAUUCGCCAGAAAUAUGCGUACUUCAGAGAAAAAAUUCGAUAUUAGCAUUAACCAUAAAAUGAUGGGUAAUACCAGCAAUAACUACAACAAAAACAAACAUCAGCAGCAGUGGCAGUAGCAACAAAAACAUAUCCCGGGGACUUUAAACUUUAAACGAAACAAAUUGUGAGCAAACAGAAAAAUAGCUACCAACCAAAACUAAAAACAAAAAAAUAGUGAAAAAUUGCAACAAAUGAAGUGCAUUGAAUUGGAAAGAAAUAACAAAAUAAAAGCCCAAAAAGAAGUUAAAACACCAGAAAAACAGGGAUAAACGUAAACGAGGAAAAUGGCAAACUAGUAAACGAUGUAAUGAAAGGCAAACGCAUUAAGUAAAAUCAAUAACAUCUCUGUAGAAAAAAAAAAUAACAUCAACAACAACAAAAUGAAAACAAUUUACCAAUCGCAGUCAAACAAAAGAGAGAAAAAAAAACAGGAUAUCGAAGUAAAGUAAAAAUAAACAAUGAAAAACCAACAAACAGCAACAACAACCACCAUCCACGAAUGCAAAUGAAAAUUAAUGAAUGAAAAAAAUAGAUGGCUUGGUAAUAAAUCAACUCACGAUCAAUAUCCUUGAACAACAGCAAUAACAAAAGGGGGAACACAAUAGAAAUUGAAUAGCAUAUCAUCACAGGAAUCUGACAACUCAAACUUGUAUCUUAGACUUCAUAUCCGGUAAAUCAGGAUAAAAACGAAAGGACACACAGAAAUCAUGUGGAAUUUUCAGAGAAUCAUUUGUAUUUGGAUAUGUUGCGUGUCCUGUAUGUUUGGUAGCACACAAUUGUCAUCGCUGGUUCAAGCAGUUCCCUAUGAAUACUUUGAUGAUCAUGACCAAAGUUUUUAUGACUUGGAUACGGAACAGAUACAGGCGAAAUAUGAUACACGUUUGCUAUCACAGCAGAUGUUGAAAACUUCAGAUGCGGAGGAGCACCAAUCACUUGAAAGCAAAAAGGGUUCCUCGCCUUUUAGUGCGGUGGAUGGUUCGACAGCGAAUGAGGAACGUAUGGGUGGAGGAGGCGCUGGAGGUGCGUCUUUUGUUUUCGCUGGUAAACAACAUACCGAGAGCUCACUAACCGAUUCAGACAUUUUAACUAAAUUGAAAACUAAUGAUGCUAGCCAGAAUGGUAACAACAACAACAACAAUAGCAAUAACAACAAGGACACCACAAGGAUAGAUGAAACAACGCCUGCAAUUACGGAAAAACAAGAAAUCCAUUUGCCACGUGCGGCAUCCUGUUACACAAAUGGCCAAAAAUACACUCACGGCCAAAAGGUGCCACGUCUCGAUAGCUGUGAGGUCUGUUUGUGCAUGGAUGGUGAAAUAUUUUGCUGGUGGGAAAAAUGCGACAAGAAAGCGCAAACGAGCCAAACGCCACGAUAUGAUGACUAUUCCACACCAUAUGGGGAAUCUUCGACAGUGAGGAUACAGCCCAAUGAGAAGUCCACAAUUAGAACUACUCUCAGGCCAAUGAAGAAGCCGAAAAUUAACAAAACCUAUAAAUUUGGGCAAAACGACGGCGAGGAGGAUGAUGAUGAUGAUGAUGAGGAUAGUGUAGCUGCUGAUUAUGUCGGAGAUAAUGAAUAUGAUGACAGUACGUAUAGGUAUGGUAAAAGCCCCUACAAAAACCAUCACAGUAAACAGCAAAUGGCCAAAAAGAAACAUCGAGAAGAAAAAGAGGAGCAAAAACGCAAGGAAGCAUUAGAGCUUAAGGAAAAGCAAAUGAAAAUGAAAAAGGAAAAACUAAAGAAGCAGCAGCAGACACAACAGCAACAACAGCAGCAGCAGCAACAUAAAACCAACAACAACAACAAUAACGAUCACCACUAUCAUCAUCCAGAACAUCACACAUCUGGUGCCGGCUCCAGUAAAAUUCUUAAUUUUCCCGAAAAUCUGCCCUCCGUCCUGUACUACGACUACAAAACGGAAGAGCAUCAACAUCACCAACAUCAGCACCGGGAACAGCAUCUAAAGCAUCAGCAUGAAAAGGAGCUGAAACAUCGUCAACAUUCGGCCAAUAGUCAUCAUCAUGAAUAUGGAAGCAGCAGUAGUAGCAGUGGUGGUGGUGGUGGAGUCGGUGGUAGUGGCGGUCAAGAUUUUAAUAUGGACACGUCUGUGACAAUGCCAGCUGUUGCCACCUCACAACAACUAGUGGAGUCGUCAUCAUCGUCUGCCUAUGGCCGGAAUAAUGUUCGUGGCGACGACAAUGAUGGUGUCUUACACCGACAACAACACCAACAACCGCCAUCAUCUGCAAAAUUCCUGGGAAACGGAAAUGACAACAUUUACAAUGGGGAUUUACAAACGGAUAGUGACAUUUUGCCCGAACCUCCGACUAAAAAGCCCAAAUUAUCGUCUAUUGACACAGCAAACGAGGAGGCAUCAGCUGCAGAAACACCGCAUUCAACCACUCUGCCGUAUCGUUUGUCAACUCUCUCCGCCACAUCGGCGGGUUCAACGAAUAUCACAACACGACCGCUAAAGAAACAAAUGUUUUCACCUUGGGACUAUGGUAGACCCAAUGGAGAUAAAGUUAACAAAGGCAUUAACCAGAGGCAACACCAAGAACAGAAUAAAGAUUUUGUCUCGGCUGCUUCCGACAAUGGCAUCGACGUUGCUGAUGUCGAUCAAGAUGAUGCCUUUCAUCGUUGGUUGACAUCAACGGAGAAGAACAAGAAACCCAAUGGCGCCCAACUGGGUGAGAUGGGUGGUGCAUUCGAUGAUGAUUUCGAGGAGGAUGAUAAAAACUAUGAAAAUAUUGAUAUCGACAUCGAUGCAGCCUCGAUGCCAUUGCAGGCUGGUGGCAGCAGCACCACAAAAACUUUAACAUUUCCGCCAAAUGCAGCUGCUGGUGGCGAGGGUCUGGAGAACAAUGGGAAUCUAAACUAUGACAUAAAUUUCAAUAACAACAAUGGGCCAAAUGCUUUUUCAUCCGCAGGGAGUGUAGAUAACAGCAAUGGCAACAACAACAACAACAAAGAAAAUGAGAAUGACAACAUUUCGCCUUUCAGCAAUCCCUAUCGGAAUUACAAAGACAACAAUAACAAUGGUCCCUCCUUUUUGCAUGGGACUGGCAUUAAAAGUCAACAAGACAACAGCAACAGCAACAACUCAAACAAUAAUGAUGGUCGAUUGAGCUCCAAUGAGGAGCAGGGCAUCGGCGGUGUUGUAAAUAUUGAUAUAAUGUUAACGGCAACGGCUGAUAUAUCCUCCCAGCAGCAGCAACAUCAGCAGUUUCCAACUUCCGACCAUGAUAAACAAAACCAAACGGUCCAAAUGGAUUCGAAGCAAAAGUCACAUUUAAUUUCUAAUACAAAUGGCAAGGAUAACGAGCUAUUGUCCUCGCUUGUUUCCCAAACAAGAGCAGCAGCAGCAACAACAACAGUAACGAGAAAUGACAGUUUUGUUGAGGGUAAUAUGCCAACAUCAUUGGAGCAACAACAAAUUUUGGGUGGUGGUGAUGGCAACUUGUUAAUUUCAAACUCAAACAACAGCUCCACCAGCAUCGUCGGCAACAGCAACACAAACACCAAUGGCGCCGCCACCAUCACCACCACCACAACCACAGACAUCAACAGUAAUAAUACUACCAGCCAGAAUCAGGGCAAUAGUUUUAGCGCUAGUUCUAAGUUAAGCCAGUCAUUGGUGUCAAACUCGACAAGUUCUGCAGCCGAAUCGGCCUCAGCAGCAGCAGCAUCAGCAUCGUUGCCACCAUCAACACCGCCCCCAACAACGAGUACGACAUUAAGUCCAGAACGCCAAUGCAAUGUUAUGGGUACCCUUUAUAAAAUCGGUGAUGUGUUACCCCAGGAUACCGGCAAUUGUUUACAAUGCAUAUGCAUCGAUGGCUCGACCAUAGACGACACACCCCGAGUCACCUGCAGUCCACACAAUUGUCCGCCCUUGGUACUGCCGGACCUGUUCGAUGCAACGGGCUAUUAAAAUCGGUGUACUGUAGCAGAACUCACACUGGGCAAAUAUUACAUUGACUGUCGACGAGGAGAACGGAAAAAUAGUGAAAAAAAAAAACAAAAUGUCAUAUUCGUCAUCGACGACAACAUCGAUAUCAUCCUCACACACACUCAUACACACCUAGUCGUCACACCACCUACCCACUCACCUUCAAUGUUUGUAUAGCAAAAGUCGUUAAACCGCCAAAACGUAUCACCCAUUAACUCAGUCCCCCCUCAAGACAUUCCAAGCCAUCCCGGCAUGUCGUCCUUUUUAUAUCGCCAUCCACACCCCUUCAUCCCCAUGAAUACAGGAAUACCAUUGGGGGUUUUUUGAGUGGAAAACCCCUCACCCCUUAAUUCCAGCCAACCAAUAAGCAAAAAAAAAAAAAAACGCAAGAGAGAUGGAGUUUAGAGUAACCAAAUAUAUGCAUUCAAUAAUUGAUGUGUCUACGGAUUUAAAUAUGAAAUGAUUUUUACAUGUUGUUAUUCGAGAUUGAGUGUUUCAGAAUAAAUACAAGUUUUUUUUGCGUUUGUUUUGAAAUAAAACGUUAUCAAUGACAAAAGGAUAUAUAUAUAUACAGUAACAACAAAAAACACCCACACACACACAAAUAUAUACGUACAAUAUAUAAAACAAGCAUCAAUACAACAUAAAUGGUAAUGGAAAAAAAAGACAGAUAUGCAGAUGGUCAGUGAUUUUUUGAAUGAAAAAUUAUUAUAAAUAUUGCAGAGGUAAUGGAAAUUUUGAAAAUAAAAAAGAUUAAACAAACAAUAAAAAACUAUUUACUCAUACUUAUUGAGUAAUUUUGGUUUUCUGGGAUAUCCUUUGUUAUUCAUCUAAUUCAAAAUGAGGCAGGUCUCUUUUAUGAUCUCGAAAACCUUGCAAAAUCCACUUUGUAAAAUACUAUUUAGAAAAAAUUAUAUAUGCAUCCUUUAUUGAAUUGGGAGAUAAUAAUUAUAUUUUCUAAAAAAUAAAUAAAAGUAUCAGUCGGUAUUGCCCUCAGCCAAUGUUCGAUUCUUUAAAUAUAUUUUGGCUUCUGUUAUGAUUAUUCAAAAUGUUAGCCCUCUAUGGAGUAGGUACCGAGGGAGACAUAGAUAUUUUUUGGAAGUAUUCAAUUUUCAUAUUUCAUCUAAUACAGAUAAAAUUACUGGCACGGACAAAAUUAAAAGAGAAUCGGAUAUUUAUAUCCAAUUUCAUAUGAAAUCAUAAAUUCCAUAUUCAUCUCCGGUUUCUGGUUGAGUGAAAUAUUUAGAUAUAGCAAGUUGUAAAGAAUCACUGAUUUGUUUCGCAAGUUAUGACAGAUAAAAGUAUUGAAAAUUGUGACCCUUUGUGGGGGAGGUACCAGAAGGAAUGAACCGAUAUAUCCCAUCUUCACAGCAGAUCUUGUGUUGACAGAAAUAAUGGAGCGUGUGAAAUAUAAAGAGAACCGGAUGCAUAUCGCGGAUUUAAUGAUGGUUUAGGUUCUUAAGAAUUUUGACCCUUUUUGAGGUAGAUACCAGAAGGCGUGGGAAGAUAUAUUCCAUCUCCACACUAGACCAUCGGUUAAUAAAAAUAUUGUGAUGUGUGUAAUUUGAAGAAAAUCGGACGCUUUCAUACAUUAUGUAAGAGUUGUAAUUAUUGAAAAUGUAGAGUCAUUGUGGGGGAGAUACUUGAUGGAGUGAGCCGACGUUGUCCAUUUUCUCACCUGACCUAGCAAUAAUGCAAAUAUUACGAUUUUCAAAGUUGGGGCAAAAUAUCCUAUAUCUUUGGGAGCCUUAAAAUACUUCAGACACAAUUGUCCAAUGCAUUGGUAUCCGGAGAUUUUUGGGUGGCCAUUGUGCGCUGGAAAUGAAGCGAGGAACCUCAUUUUGUAACCAUUCUGUGGUGGCGUGUGCUGAGUGCGAUGGUGCUGAGUCUUGUUGGAAUGUCCGAAGUCUGCGGCCAAAAUGUUUGCGUGCCCAAGGCUUUAUUACACCCUUCAGAAUAUUUUGCCGAUAAUAUUCGGCAUUUAUUCUGAUGCCACGGUCGAUUAAUACGAGCGGAGAACGACCAUCGGCUGUUAUGGCAGCCCACACCAUCACCAUGGCUGGCGCUUAAGUUCUGGUGGCCAACCGAAGGUGCACAUUUUCUGCUGACCUCUUUGGUAAGUAAGCACGAUCAUUUUGUUUGUUUACAAAAUGCUGGACAACGAAUGUUUUCUCAUCGGAGAAAACCAAAUUCGUCAAUUUACCCCGUUCGGCCAAGCGAAGCAACUCUUUAACUCUUUUGAGUCUAUUUCCUUUCUGUUGUAAGUUUUUGCAUUUUUUGGAAUUCCAAAGGCUUUACCCCGACCUCAUUUUUCAAUAUUUGCCGAAUGGAAUAUUGCGAUAUGUUCAGCUCACGAGCCAUUGCUCGGCCACUGCGACGCGUGUUUCGAUCAAGUCGCUUCUUUACUUUUCGAUCCAUUUCUGCUGAUGUUGCUGUUUUCUUCCGUCCACUUCCUUGACGUCGGGCUACGCUACCAGUAUCACGGUAACGAGCGAUGGUACGAGACACAUAAGAUUUAUUAACAUUUAAAUGCUGGAGUUCCCUAACGAUAGCCACUUGUGGUUUUCCAGUCAAAUAUAAAGAAAUCACAUAAUCACGCUCACGAAUUCCAUCACGAAUUACCUUUUUUCUGUACAAUUCAGCCAGCCAGACCGACGGACGAACGGUGAGACAUCGCUGGAUCGACUCCAAAUGUCCUGAAACGGAUUUUUUUCAAAGGGACCUAGGGUCUGAAACCGUUAUUUCGAUGAGGCACUUUUUGGCCCUAUCGAAUGAUAUAUACCCUCUCUAGCCAUAUGGCUAAGGGAAUAAUAAGGAUGCAUUUAAAUUUUAAUAAAUUGAAAAUCUUCUUAAGUACUGAGGUGUCAUUGCAAUUAUUAUGUCAAAAUUGGAGAUUUCUGGCGGAACUAUAGCAAGGCAUAGGUAUCAUAAAACAGGGUCACCCCGAUUGAUUUUUAGAACACUUUUGAGAAUAUAAUAAUUAUAUUUCCUAAAAAAAAUAAUAAGAAUUUAAAUUAUAUAACGAUACAUAUAAAUCUCAAUAAAUUUUAAAUCUUCUUAAAUACUUAUGUCAAAAUGGAGAUUUGUAGAGAAACUAUAGCAUGGCAUACGUAACAUGGAUAUGGUCACCUCGACUGAUAUCUAGAACAUUUUGGACCUUAUUUGAGGUAUAUCCCGCAUUUCCAAACCUAUGAAAUAAGUAGUUAUUUUCUGGUCACAAGAAAUCUAUGAGUGAGUACUAAUAUAAAGAAUUUUAGUGGCAAUCUUAUUAAGCCGAAUUUAAGUGGCUAAAAAAUAAAUACAUAUAUCAUGGGGUUGGUUGGCAAUGUGUUGGUGACCAGAUUUUUGCUGAACACAAAUGGUUUAUUGUUCAGUAUACAAUUCAUUUAAUACUUAACCUCAAAAAUUUAUUGUAAGAGAUUUUUCUGUUCCAACACCUCUUCUUAUAUUCCUUUCCAAAUGUUUUAUUUUCGAUUCAAAAUCACUGUCCUUGGCAAAAUAGUUUUUAAUUUUUUUUUCUCAAUGCAUUAUAUGACAUGGCUAAAAUGUAAUAAAUGUCGAUAAUAAUUUGUUUAAGGUAUAAGUUUUUGGCAAUUCAAGUGGUUCAUGUUUUUGUUGUAUUUUUGAUAUUCUAGGCAAGCAUAAGCCACAGGCUUAAAUUGCAUUUAGAUUUUAUGAAUGAAUUUUGAAUUUAUUUAUUAAAGUUUUGAGCAAUUGUUGCAGAGAGAGACUUAUGUUUGGUUCAGUGGGCAUGAACAGAUAAAUAUAAGGUUUUAUAAAAUUAUGGUUAUGCUUAUAAAAAACAUUGAUUUACUAUGAAAUUCGAAUUAAAUGGUAUUGAGUGUUUAAUCGAUAUUUAAAUGUAAAAAAAACUAAUUUAGAAAGCUAAACAGUAGUAUUUAAUAAAUAAAUAUUUCGUUAAAGUAUUUUCUGUUAAAAAAAAAAUUCUAAAUUAUAUUUUGUAUGGAAUUUGUUGUAUUCGGCUUGAAGUGAAAAAUUUAAUCGAUUUAAGAAUAUGAACAAUAUGAACAUAUUGUAUUUCAAUCUAUUUCUCUUUAGUAAUUCCAUGAACAAUAGAAAAACUUUCUUCUCUCUGUAAGAGAAUAUGCUUUUUUUCUUCAAAAAAUUAAACCUUGGGAGACGGUAACACUAGGCUAUAUGAGAUAUAUGAGUAAAAUUGAAAAAAAAGAUAGGAAGAGCUGAUAGAUGUCACUCUCAGUAUAUGUUCAUAUAUAUAUAGCCCUGCGCCUCAAUUCUCGUUCAAUGAAAAUUUCAGAUGAAAGCGUUUAUUAUGGAAACAAAUGUCAAAUGAAAAAAUGUAUAAAGAAAAUAUUUUUCAUUUCAUGUUUUCAUAGAACAAGAAUCCAGUCCCUGGUGGGGAAGCUAACAUAAAGUAGUAGGAAAAGUAUCUGUCUGUGUACCCUCAGCUAUUGUCCCCUUUAUAUAAAUAUGUUUACACCCAACAUCACAUAGUGGUAAGGGUAUUAUGUAUUUGUAGGUUUGUUGGUAACAUGGAGAAACAAGGGAGAUAGACCCAUGAUUGCUUUUUAGGAUCCUGAUAGACUCACUUCCUGAGUAGAUUUAUGCCUGUCUAUCCGUCCGUCUGGCUAUGUACUUUUGUGAACGAAAAGCAGAUCGCAUUUGUUUGGCCCAAGGACGAAUCCUAUUGUAAAUGGUGAGAAUUGGUUGAAAUGUAGAUUUAAAUCCCAUAGAUCUUUAACCGGUUUCGGGUUAAUUUUGCACCAAAUGGCCAAUAUCAGUUCAAAUGACCUGAAUUAUUUUGGGCUCAUUCGACCUAAUUCAGUCUAGAAGCAAGUUUGAUGCACUUGGUGAAAAUCCGUGAUCGGAUGAAACAUAUAUAUAAGAGCUAUAGUUAUCUCUUAUAUAU
Messenger RNA from Musca domestica (house fly), 9743 nucleotides. Its product is annotated as homeobox protein 13. The coding region runs from base 1610 to 4837 and encodes 1075 amino acids. NCBI's taxonomy places the organism in Eukaryota, Metazoa, Arthropoda, Insecta, Diptera, Muscidae. The record is from RefSeq and is a predicted model, not a curated record. The transcript is spliced from 8 exons.